GAAUCAUUUCACAUUCGAACGUGUGCCGGCGUGUCGUCACGGUCGGCCUGCGAUCGCGUUCGCCCACAAUUUUCUAAUAUAUUAUUGUCAUAAUUUUAAUUUUUGUUUUUCCGUAAUAUCGAUUUUCGUUUUGAUAGUCGUAUUGUAGAUAUAUUAAUGUCAUAGUAAAAGUAUAAUCGAUUCGUCAAUAUCCGCCGUUCAGAUAAUAGUAUCAUUAAUUCAGCCAGUGAUAUUGUUAAAUUUUAUUUUUCGUCGUUUAUAUUUUUUUCAUUCAUAAUAAUAUACGUCGAUUGUAACGUACCUACGUAAUCAGCUCUCGUAUAGUAUAAUACUAUGAUAACAUUUCGUAUUAAACGAUUGAUAAUAUAAAAAAAAUAUUCAAUUGGGACUGAGAAAAAAUUCUACGAAGAAACGAAAAAACUGCGUUCAGGUUGUGUCUUAAAUAUAUCGCCGCAGAUACGCUGCACAGCUCCUCCAGCCGAGUUACUCAGUGGUCGCGUGAUAUAAAGUCGCACCACAUAUUAUUAUUAUAAUAUAAUAACUACGAGGUCGGGGGACUCAUUUCCGACACGUGAAAAGGAGCAAACCGUUUGAACCGCAAUCAUGAUGGGUUCACAAGGCGCAGAGCCGGAACUCCAGUCGUUCCUGUUGGACGACAAGUCCAAGAUGAAAGAAGUACCAUCGCAAACCAAACGAAAAUCUAGCAAAAAUCAAGAGAAGAGCGAAGUCGUACACCUCAAUGGCAACGAAUACUUCGACCCAUUCCUUGAGAGAAACUUGGAACACCCAACCACCAACGGCGAGACCCUGACUCAUUUGCUCAAAGCGUCUUUGGGAACCGGGAUCCUGGCCAUGCCUCAAGCUUUCCAGUGUUCGGGACUUAUAACCGGCAUAUUCGCAACGGUGUUCGUGUCGUUCGUGUGCACGUUUUGUUCGUACUCACUGGUGAAAUGCGCCCACACGCUCUACAGGCGGACCAGAGUGACGGCCAUGGGCUACGCGGACGUGGCUGAAGUGGCGUUCGCAAACGGCCCAGCGUGGUCGCGAAAGUUCUCGUCGCUCACCCGGCAGUCUGUGCUCUGGCUGCUGUUCGUCACGUACUUCGGGACUUGCAGUGUGUACACGGUGAUCAUCGCCUCCAACUUCGAACAGCUGUUUGCCCACCACAUGGGCUACGCGCUCAACCUCCGAUACUUCAUUGCCAUGCUGCUCUUGCCGCUUAUACUGCUUAGCUACGUGCCCAACCUCAAGUACUUGGCGCCCGUGUCCAUGGUCGCCAACCUGUUGAUGUCCGUCGGUCUGGGCAUCACGUUCUAUUAUACGCUCAACGGCAUACCCAGCAUUUCGGACAGGCCGGCCGUGGGGUCCUUGGAAACGUUCCCGACGUUCUUCUGCCUCACCGUGUUCGCCAUGGAAGCCAUCGGAGUGGUGAUGCCGUUGGAGAACAACAUGAAAACGCCCAGACAAUUUUUGGGAGUUUUCGGUGUGCUGAACGUCGGCAUGGGUGGCGUGACCGUCGUAUACAUUCUUCUCGGUUUCCUCGGUUUCUUGAAGUACGGCGAUGAGACGAAACCCAGUAUAACGCUAAACCUUCCCACCGAAGACGUUGCCGCUCAAGUAGCCAAGAUAUGCAUCAGCUUAGCAGUUUUCUGCACGUACGGUCUACAGUUUUUCGUUUGUUUGGAAAUCGCGUGGACCAAAAUCCAGGAAAACUUUGAAAAAGCUACAAUCUACCACAAUUACGUCUUGAGAACGGUUCUGGUGACCUUGUCUGUGGCGAUCGCGGUGGCCGUGCCCACAAUCGGACCGUUCAUCGGACUCAUCGGCGCCUUCUGUUUCUCGCUGCUCGGCAUCAUCGUGCCGAUGGUCAUUGAGUUCGCCACGUACUGGGACAAUGUGACCGUCUGGAUGACCAUCCGGAACGCGGUGCUGAUCUCCGUCGGCAUCCUGGCGCUGGUCUUCGGCACGUCCAACAGCGUGGCCGACAUCAUCACCGCGUACGUGCCCUCCCCCGAGCUGGCCAUCAACGCCACGGGGACGCUCACGGCCGCCCUAUGACCGGAAGUCCGGCCACCACACAGUCGACCACUGCAACCGUCGCCGCCGCCGCCGCCCCCCCAUACCCGCGGAACUCGAGACUUCCGGUCGUGCCGACUAGCAGCGUACGCCGUUACGAUAAUAAUAAUAUUAUAACAUUAUAUUAUACCCACACACAACACACACACACACACACACACACACACACACACACACAUAAAUGAUAUGAUAUUGUAUGUAUUUUUAUUAACGAGUGUAUACGUAAUUGGAUAAAUGUAUAAAUCGCGGUGGUCGGGACGACGGGGUCGGACGACGGCCGACGACCGACAAGAGGCGACCGGCCGUACGAUUAAUCGUGUCGUCGUCGUCGUCGUCAUCGUUUCCUCCGACGUGCUCCCGCCGACCGCUGCGCGUACGUUUUGUGCGCAUGGCUUCGGCGGGCACACAUAAUAAUAUUAUAGGUGACAGACAUAUAUUACAUAAUAAUAUUAUUUUUAAUGGCGCACUCGCACAUCGAAAACAACAACAAAAAAAAAAAUUGUUUAAGUAUUAUAUUUAUAUUAUUAUAUUUUAAUUUUAAUUUUAAUUUAUUUUCUAAACAUAAUUAUGAUGUCAGAGACUUAGGAUUAAUCAUUUAUUUUACGAUCGGUUUUUUUUUCAGUCGAUCCAGACAUGCGCUUUACAAUAUAUAUUUAUUAUAUGAUAUUAUAAUUAAACGAAUGUUUUUCAUUUUCUUUUUUUUAUAUAUAUUUAUAUGUAUUAAACUCGUGUAUUGGAUUUAAGUAAAUAAGGUUUUACAAUA
Metopolophium dirhodum (rose-grain aphid) is the source of this 2839-nucleotide messenger RNA. Its product is annotated as proton-coupled amino acid transporter-like protein pathetic. NCBI's taxonomy places the organism in Eukaryota, Metazoa, Arthropoda, Insecta, Hemiptera, Aphididae. Gene Ontology annotation, cellular component: vacuolar membrane. The transcript is spliced from 9 exons. Gene Ontology annotation, molecular function: amino acid transmembrane transporter activity. Gene Ontology annotation, biological process: amino acid transmembrane transport. Bases 604 to 2058 code for a protein of 484 amino acids. The record is from RefSeq and is a predicted model, not a curated record.